Molecule: messenger RNA, 468 nt
Organism: Trichobilharzia regenti
Lineage: Eukaryota; Metazoa; Platyhelminthes; Trematoda; Strigeidida; Schistosomatidae
Source: the annotation of a GenBank genome assembly
AUGGCUAAAAUAGGCGAAGGUAUUCAAGUCCCAUUGUCAUGGAUUCCAGCAAGAGAUGGAAAAACUCCAUCUGGAGCAAUUAAUGUCUGCUUUGGUAUCUAUGUAAUUCGUAGAAAGUAUGGAAAUGAAUGGAUUCCUGGAAAGCUAGUUAGGGAUUAUCGAACUUGCUACUGUCCCGUUAAUGGCAAAGAGUUGGAAUCACGGGAGUAUGAAGUAUUAUGCGACACUUCUCUUCCUGAUUCUAAGAAAUGCUAUGAAUGGGAACAUGCAUCAGGGGGUGACGUGCCGAAGAAUGCUAUAGUUGCCGGUACGUGGUCUGGUACGCCACUAUAUAUUGCCAAAGGUAUUUUAAAUCGAGAAGUUUGUGUUGGAAAGGUACAAGAAGGUUCCACCUGUGCAUAUCUACCAUGGGGUGGUAAGGCACAUUCAGUAAAGGAUUAUGAAGUUCUAGUUUUAAAGAUGGAAUAG